This is a messenger RNA of Pimephales promelas (fathead minnow), 3782 nucleotides long. RefSeq names its product solute carrier family 1 member 2a (gene slc1a2a). Gene Ontology annotation, molecular function: L-glutamate transmembrane transporter activity; neutral L-amino acid transmembrane transporter activity; glutamate:sodium symporter activity. Lineage: Eukaryota; Metazoa; Chordata; Actinopteri; Cypriniformes; Leuciscidae. Gene Ontology annotation, cellular component: plasma membrane. Gene Ontology annotation, biological process: L-aspartate transmembrane transport; L-glutamate import across plasma membrane. The record is from RefSeq and is a predicted model, not a curated record.
CCAAUGGUGGGAUAAGAUCAAUUCAUAGACAGAGGAUUGUGCAUGGAAUCUCCUAUCCGUCAAUUUGAUUGAUCUUGCAAGGAAGAUAUCCUGAUUGCAUUAGAGCUAUCCCUUAUUGCACUAUCCACCGGGUGCUUUGAGUUUUUGAUUGACAUUUCUAAUGACCUGGACCGGAUUUCCUGAUGGAUAAACUGUAGAUUGACAGUAUUUCAUUCAAAGGAAUUUGUAUAGGCCAUGGCUGUCUAGCAAACUGCUGUGAAACUCUUCCCUUUUAGUAACUGCACUACAACAGUGCCAACAAAAUGCAGAAGCAAGUGGAGAUCAGAAUGCAUGAGAAUCAUUUGGACCCUCCUACAACACCUGAUGAGCCCAUGUGUGGAGGCUUAUGUGACAAACUCAGGAAGAACAUGCUACUUACGCUCACAAUCCUUGGUGUGAUAGCAGGUUCAGUAGCUGGUAUGCUACUGCGGUACGCAUCACCACUCCCCCCUGAUGUCAUUAUGGUAAUUGCCUUCCCGGGUGACAUUCUCAUGAGGAUGUUAAAAAUGGUGAUUUUGCCUCUGAUCAUCUCAAGUUUGAUCACAGGAUUAGCAGGGUUGGAUGCCAAGUCCAGUGGUCGUUUGGGCACAAGAGCCAUGGUGUACUACAUGUCUACCACCGUCAUUGCAGCUGUGCUUGGGGUGAUCUUGGUGCUCCUCAUCCACCCCGGUAACCCCAAACUGAAGGCAAACCUGGGCGAAGGGAAAAAGAAUGACGAAGUGUCCAGUUUAGAUGCCUUGUUUGAUCUCAUCAGAAAUCUGUUUCCAGAAAAUCUUGUUCAGGCUUGUUUCCAGCAGAUCCAGACUGUUACUAACAAAGUAGAAGUAACUCCUCCUCCAGUUCCAAAUCGAUUUGGACGAAAUUCUACCAAGGGUGCAGCAAAAUAUGUGAUCAAGAAGUCUCUUCAAUUCAAGAGCGGCAUGAAUGUGUUAGGUAUCAUUGGGUUCUUUGUGGCAUUCGGCGUUUGCAUGGGAAAGAUGGGAGAAAAGGCCAAGCUGAUGCUGGAUUUCUUCAACGUUCUCAACGAGAUCGUUAUGAAGCUUGUCGGCAUGAUUAUGUGGUAUUCCCCCGUUGGUAUUGCGUGUCUGAUCUGUGGGAAGAUUAUAUCGAUUAAUGAUCUGGAGGUGGUGGCCAAGCAGCUUGGAAUGUACAUGAUCACUGUCAUCGUCGGACUUUUCAUUCACGGAGCCAUUUUCCUUCCCUUAAUAUAUUUUGUUUUUGUUCGGAAAAACCCAUAUACAUUCUUCAUGGGAAUUUUCCAGGCCUGGGUCACCGCUUUAGGAACAGCUUCUAGUGCUGGGACAUUACCUGUCACUUUCCGCUGUCUGGAGGAAAAUCUCGGCAUUGACAAGAGAGUCACUCGAUUUGUAUUACCUGUUGGAGCAACGAUCAACAUGGACGGUACAGCGCUUUAUGAGGCAGUGGCGGCCAUCUUUAUUGCCCAGAUGAAUGGAAUAGAACUUGAUCCUGGUCAGAUAGUGACAGUCAGCCUUACAGCGACUCUCGCUAGCGUAGGAGCAGCCAGUAUUCCCAGUGCUGGUCUGGUGACGAUGCUUCUGAUCUUGACAGCUGUGGGACUACCGACUCAAGACAUCAGUUUACUGGUAGCAGUCGACUGGUUACUGGACCGUUUCCGAACAUCAGUCAAUGUCGUUGGUGACUCGUAUGGGGCGGGAAUCGUGUACCACCUCUCCAAAGAUGAGCUCGACCUAUUUGAUGCACAGCAAAGGCCAGAUGACUUUGAGAUGGCCAAGACACAAUCUUUUUUUGAGAAUAACACUAACCACGGAGUAUAUACAUCUCACAACUCCUAUCAGCCGGUCCAGAUAGAUGACUGCAAGGUAACCUUGGCCUCAAAUGGUUCCCCUGCGGAGUUCUCACUUGUUGAGGAGGAACCAUGGAUACGCGAGUAACACAGCACACAGAUCCAGCUCCGCCUUAUCCUGAGUCCCACAAGCUUAUCCUUUCUGGUGAAAACCAAAUGCUAAUUUUAUACAUAUAAAUAAACAAUCAGAAGUUACCACAGAACUUUUCACAUGCACAAGCACUGACUUUUGUGUGACAAUCUCAGUUAAUUUGAUUCACAAAGGGAAGAGAAUGUAUAGCUCGAAAGUAGCUGGUGCUCGUAGUGGUUCAGCUGGUUCAGCCUCAUACAUUAUGUUUCACACUCAAGGAUUUUGACAGUUCUAUGCCUUGGGUUUGGCGAUCGAUCUGAAACCUGCUGCCUUAAGGCUACCACAUAGACGGAUCACAAUGGGUUGUCCAGCCUGGGACCCCUGACUGACCCUAGAGCACUACUAGUGGCAGGAGGAGAGAAGUGCAGUUUGUUUGCUGAAGAUACCUUUGACUGGCUUGGCUUGGCUUAGGUGGAUUAACCCUUGGUGGCGGCACUCCAGAUCAGCCUCUUAUAAGAGCUUACCAAUGUACUUAGAGGUUCAGAAAUAGUGGUUUGCCUCUAAAUGCUGCCACUUAUUUUUAGAUGCCACCCGACGUAAAUGCCACGUCAACAAUUACAGAGCGAUUAGACAUAAAGUUGAGUUGAUUGGUGUUAUCUGAAAGGAAUGGUGGCUUUAAUAUCCUACAUAGUGGACUGCAUAAAAAGAUAUUCAGAUAUUUAUGUGUGUUUUUGUUGGAGGGAAGGGACUUGCAUGUGUGUAGGUUUUGUACGUAUCUGUGUGCUUUGUUAAGUUUUCAAUUUAUUUAUGUUAUUUAUUUGCUAAGUUGCAAUCUUGCCUUGAAGACAUCAACUGCAAACGGUGCAGCCAGAAGACUUUAUGACAAUAAUAUCAAAUGCAAUCCCUUUUUCUUGGAUCGUAGAUCAUUAAUAGUGUUUGAUUCUCUGAGGAGCCAUUUUGGAUACUCAGACAUUACGUCCAGUUGAAUGGAUUCUAUAUAUGUGCUGAUAAUAGAGGCUCUUAUGUUGGUCGGUACUCAGGUUGGUAGCAUGUUGUGAGAUGACAGAAUUGAGAUUUAUCAUUAAAUCUGCACCAUUUAAUUUAGUAGAGUUUUUAAUUAUUGUAGCAACACAAUAAACAUUCCUCUGUCGCACCAGAAUCUUAAAAUGUUCUCAUUAAAGUGCCUCCUUGCACUUUCUGUAAAUAAAUAAAUACACAUAUAUAUGCUGUCAUAUUUUAGAUAUAUUUUUCAUGCAAACUGAAGUGUGGUAUUUAUUUCAACUCUUUUUUGUCUGUUGUUUUGUAAAACAACAGCAAUUCAUGUAUUCACUUGAGUAUAUUAUUUUACUUGGUAGAUUAGCGUGUAACAGGUUGUCUUAGUUAUCACUAUACCGUAUACACCACUUGGAACAGGUGGCUGUGAAACACUGAAUGUAUGUAUGGAAUGUAAGCAUAUUUUUCACUGUUAUUUUGUCUCAAAAUUUGUGUAUUGUUAAACAUUUUGUUAGGGAUAAUGGCACUAGGGGAAAAAGUCAAAUUACUAAUAAUUAUUAACCAGGCUUGCUACAGAUUUGACAGUCCUGUAGAGUGCAGAAAAAUAGAUACGGGAUCUGUAAUAUAAAUGUGAGCACUGUUGGAAUAUCUGUUUGGGCAGGGCCUGACACAUCUAGUACUGUGAUGUUUGGUAUAAAUGUGACUAUUUUUAUUUGUGCAACUCUGUUUGGUUACAAAGACAUUGUAUACCUUUGUCUACCAAACUGUCCACUUUUUAAAUUUGUCUUUUUCCUCUAUUUUUCUAUUAAAUACCUAUAACAAAUUGUAAAUAAAGGCAAUGCUUCUUGUCUCAAA